Molecule: messenger RNA, 1569 nt
Organism: Pieris macdunnoughi
Lineage: Eukaryota; Metazoa; Arthropoda; Insecta; Lepidoptera; Pieridae
Source: the annotation of a GenBank genome assembly
AUGUUACUGGGAGAAAUUAUUUUAGUAAUACUAAUACAACAUCUUGUCAUCGGGUAUGUAGAGUUAUUGGCGCGUCACUGGGAUGUCAAAACAACCCAGGGAAUCGUGCGAGGGUAUUACAAAUCAAACCCACCGCAUUUCGCAUUCCUUGGAGUGCCUUACGCCCGCCCGCCCACUGGCUACGACAGAUUUAAGGCACCUAAGCCUCCAGUACAAUGGGAUGGUAUAUUUGAAGCUAUAUACAGAUUAAAAUGCCCACAAGAUAAUGAAAAUGGAAGUGAAGACUGUUUAGUAUUAAAUUUUUUUAUACCAGACAAUCUAACUAAUAUGCCAGUAUUAGUACAUUUUCACGAUGGAUUCUUUCAAAGUGGCUGGGGCUAUCAUCAUCCACCACCAUAUUUUAUUAAACAAGGGAUUAUUGUUGUGACAGUUAAUUACCGAAUAGGUGCUCCAGGUUUUCUCUGUCUACAAUCACCAGAAAUUCCUGGAAAUGCAGGUUUAAAGGACCAAGUAGCCGCACUAUACUGGAUACACAGAAAUAUAAUUAAAUUUAAUGGAAAUCCUCAAUACAUCACUGUUUACGGAACUGGGAGUGGCUCAGUCUCUAUUGAGAUUCUUUUACUUUCUGGGAUAGCUGAUGGUUUAUUCCAGAAAGCUAUUUUAGAAUCAGGGUCAGUUUUAUCACCUUCCUCUAUAACAUAUAGUCCUGUAGAAAUUGCAAUGAAUGCAGCAAUAGAACUGGGUUAUCAGGGAGAUAAAAACACCAAAAGCAUGGAAACAUUUUUUCAAGCCAUAUCUGUAAUGAAUUUUCUUAACAUAACCUCAAUAUUUGUGCCCUGUAUUGAGAAAAUUACAUUAUAUUCUCUUUUUAAUGAUGAUCCUAUGGACUUAAUAAAAUUUAAAAAAUCAGUACAAAUACCAAUGUUAAUUGUUUAUAGUGACCCAAAAGAAAUAGAUUUGAUUGAUAACAACAAAAUAUUUCAAACCAUACCAGAAAAUUUUGGACACCUGUUACCAAAUAAUUUAGCUAUAGAUACAUCUGUACAAGAAAAAGUUGCGAAACUGACAAAAGGUUUUUAUUUUGGUAACAUUCUCACAGAGGAAGAUAUAACUCAAUGCUAUAGAGAUUAUGUAAAUGACAUUUUUAUGGAAUACCCUGUUGUGAAGUCAAGUGCAUUUUAUGCAUACAAUAACAGCAAUCCAGUGUUUUUGAUGAAAUUCUCACAAAGAGAAAACGAGCAUGCUUUUAAAGGCAAUUAUGGAAAAGUUUUAAAAUUAGUUUUUUCAGACAAAGUUGACAAUUCACAUGAUAUUGGAGAUAUUUUAAAGAAUAUGUGGAGUAAUUUUAUUAAAUUAGGUGAUCCUACACCAAUAACCACAUCUCUUAUACCAGAUGUGUGGAUGCCGGUUGAGCCAAAUAUUAUAAUUGAUGAAAAAGUCAAAUACCAUAAAAUAAACUACUAUGAAUGUGGUGAAAAGAAUAAAAAUAAAGAAAUAACAACACAACAGUUCACCUUUUGGGAACACAUUUAUAUGAAAUUCUAUAAAAAUCAUAAAUAUUUUAAAUAG